Molecule: messenger RNA, 1011 nt
Organism: Labeo rohita (rohu)
Lineage: Eukaryota; Metazoa; Chordata; Actinopteri; Cypriniformes; Cyprinidae
Gene: taar10b
Product: trace amine-associated receptor 10b
Exons: 1
Coding region: 1-1011 (336 amino acids)
Biological process (GO): adenylate cyclase-activating adrenergic receptor signaling pathway
Cellular component (GO): membrane
Molecular function (GO): trace-amine receptor activity
Source: RefSeq, a predicted model, not a curated record
AUGGAUGUCCAAAUCAACAUCAGUCAAAAUGGGAUCUGGGAAAAACCUCUUCUCUGUUAUGAGUUCAGUAACAGGUCUUGUCAGAGAUUUAUCUAUCCGUUGGAAACUCGAAUAUUGCUCUACAUCCUUUUUAGCAUCUCUUCAAUUGUCACAAUCAUUGGAAACCUGCUUGUGAUCAUAACGGUCAUUCAUUUCAAGCAGCUUCACACACCGACUAACUACCUCAUCCUGUCUCUGGCCGUGGCCGAUCUGCUUGUAGGAGGAGUUGUGAUGCCUCCCAGCAUGCUGCGCUCCAUCGAGACGUGCUGGUAUUUGGGAGAUUUGUUCUGUAAAAUACACAGCAGUCUUGAUGUGACAUUGUGCACUGCGUCAAUUUUAAAUCUCUGUAUCAUUUCUUUGGAAAGAUAUUAUGCCAUAUGUCACCCGUUUCAGUAUCACAGUAAAAUGACAUCAUCUGCCACACUAGUUAUGAUUGUUACCUGCUGGACUGUUUCGGCUGCUCUCGGCUUUGGCAUGAUGUUCUUGGAGCUUAAUAUUCUUGGCAUUGAGGAUUUUUACUAUAAAUACAUUGACUGUGUUGGAAAAUGCGUGGUGUUUCAGAGCAGAGAGGCAGCUACUGUAAUGUCCUUGGCCUGUUUUUAUAUUCCAGCUUUUGUCAUGCUCUGCAUGUACCUUAAGAUCUUACACGCAGCUCAAAGGCAGGUUCAGGCCAUUCAGAGUGUGAAUUCUGAAUUUAAAAAGGAGGGAAAAGCCACUAAAACUUUAGCCAUCAUCAUGGGGGUGUUUCUGGCUUUUUGGAUUCCCUUUUUCAUUUGUAAUCUUAUUGAUCCCUUCAUCGGAUACUCUGUACCACCUCUGCUGUUUGACUUGUUCCUCUGGGUUGGAUAUUAUAAUUCCACAUGUAAUCCCAUAGUGUACGCCUUCUUUUACAGCUGGUUCAGACAUGCAUUCAGAGUCAUUUUGUCUGGAAGAAUAUUUCAGAGUAAUUCUUCAAGAACAAUAUUAGUGUAA